CUCCUCUCCACCCAUCCUUUCCAGUCUCGCCAUACCACACUCUGCUUCUUGACUGACGAUAUAGCUCACACUAGUAGCUCAAUCACUGCCACUCAAGAACAAGUUGGUCUGCACCACGCACUGAGUCGCUGCCGCUCGCAUCCUCAUCGUACCAGCACGCUACCCACAAGUGGCGCAUACAUAUACUCCCAUCCCUCAUCCGGCACCUCUUCCCUCCCCUCAUACCAACCCAACCUCAACUUCUCCACUCUCCUCUCUUCUCUUUCCCUUACCACUUCCCCCCACUCCAUCAGCAGCAAUGAUCCGCCUGGUCCUAAUCCAAAAUCGUCAAGGCAAAUCCCGGCUGAGCAAAUUCUACGUACCUUACGAUGAGGAGGAGCAGGUGCGCAUAAAAGGCGAAGUGCACAGGUUGAUUGCUCCGAGAGACCAAAAGUAUCAGAGUAAUUUUGUAGAGUACCGCAACUACAAGAUCGUCUACCGUCGGUACGCCGGUCUCUUCUUUUGUGUCUGUGUAGACGCAAACGACAACGAGCUAGCCUAUCUAGAAGCCAUCCACUUCUUUGUAGAAGUUCUAGAUUCCUUCUUUGGAAACGUUUGCGAAUUGGACCUGGUCUUUAAUUUCUACAAGGUAUAUGCAAUCUUGGAUGAGAUUUUCUUGGCGGGAGAAAUUGAAGAGACGUCGAAGAGUGUGGUAUUGAAGAGGUUGGAGCAAUUGGAAAAGCUCGAAUAGCUAUAGGAGCGAGCACGACUUAAUGUCACCUAUACCCCUCCACCAUGCUUCGCUGGUUCCUCUUUCAAAACUAUCCAAUACCAUUCCUCUCCUGCGGGUCACCCUCGCAUCUGUAUUCUAGCCUCCUCUCCUCCUCACGUUCAUCAAUCGCACUGUCUCACAGACACGGCUUUACUUGCUC
Messenger RNA from Microstroma glucosiphilum, 911 nucleotides. Its product is annotated as putative clathrin coat assembly protein ap17. The record is from RefSeq and is a predicted model, not a curated record. Gene Ontology annotation, cellular component: intracellular membrane-bounded organelle; AP-2 adaptor complex. Gene Ontology annotation, biological process: clathrin-dependent endocytosis; protein transport. Gene Ontology annotation, molecular function: clathrin-cargo adaptor activity. Lineage: Eukaryota; Fungi; Basidiomycota; Exobasidiomycetes; Microstromatales; Microstromataceae. Bases 299 to 730 code for a protein of 143 amino acids. The transcript is spliced from 3 exons.